GAUAUCAAGCUCUGCCCUGCAAGGGUUAGGCCUUUGCUUUCAGUCCUGGCUGAGUGACAAGCUCCCACAGACCGGUUGCUCUGAGAGACGGAAUUCAAUUGCAUGGUGCAAAGGGAAGGCUUGGAAUUUCUGCAAGAAUAAGCCCCCAGCCCACCCCUCACGUGAGACUGCUCUCCUGUAGGCUACAAUGUGUCAGUUGUUAUAAAAUCCGAGAGGCGGAGCCUGGUGACGAGGGAGGCUGGCGUUGCGGGGAGCACGGCCCUGCAGGGCGAGCAGUCCGGCCCUGGUUCCUGAGCUCCAGCGUCGCAGCUGCACAGCCUCCUGGCACCACUCCCCGCGGCGCCGACCUGGGAGGAUGCGAGAUGACCAGCCCCUUGGCAACCUGACCAUCUCCUCCACAGAACCUUCCAGAGCCUGCCCAGGGCUGAGCGCUGCAGCCAGGCGUCCCUUGGAUGUGUGAGUGUGCGUGUGUGUGUGAGGGAGUGUGUGUGUGUGUGAGGGAGUGUGUGUGUGUCCGAAUGAGUGUGCGAGUACAUGCGUGAUUGUGUGCGUUCAUGCGUGUGUGUGACCGUGCGCGUGCGUGUGUGCUUGUGGGUCUUAUUUUUUGGAAGCAAAAUCUGGAAAGUCUGGGACAGGUUACAGCACUCCUGGAGUUAGCUUCUUCAUCUGUAAGAGGACCUGCCCAAUAUCAGGCGACUAGAGACAUUUCCCAGCCAGCAAAGAGAAUCAGUCUUCCUCCCAGAAGCCCAGGGAUUUUUCUCCGGGAGCCUGCAGCCUGCUUCCCGAAGCCAGCCAGCCUGCCCGGGUGAAAGGGAUCAGCACCUCACCCUCUCAAACCUGUGAAAUCAACUUGAGCUGAAAUAAACCCAACAGCCUGUCGCUGCCUUUGGGCCACACUGGAAGAUGUCAUCUCAAACUAAGUUCAAGAAAGACAAAGAGAUCAUCGCAGAAUAUGAAGCCCAAAUAAAAGAGAUCCGCUCGCAGCUGGUGGAGCAGUUCAAAUGCCUGGAGCAGCAGUCCGAGUCGCGGCUGCAGCUGCUGCAGGACCUGCAGGAGUUCUUCCGCCGCAAGGCUGAGAUCGAGCUGGAGUACUCCCGUGGCCUGGACAAGCUGGCCGAGCGCUUCUCCUCCAAGAUCCGCAGCUCCCGGGAGCACCAAUUCAAGAAGGACCAGUACCUCCUGUCACCUGUGAACUGCUGGUACCUGGUUCUGCAUCAGACCAGGCGGGAGAGCCGAGACCACGCCACCCUCAACGACAUCUUCAUGAACAAUGUCAUUGUGCGCCUCUCCCAAAUCAGCGAGGACGUCAUCAGGCUGUUCAAAAAGAGCAAGGAGAUCGGCCUGCAGAUGCAUGAGGAGCUGCUGAAGGUCACCAAUGAGCUCUACACGGUCAUGAAAACCUACCACAUGUACCACACGGAAAGCAUCAGCGCGGAGAGCAAGCUGAAGGAGGCAGAGAAGCAGGAGGAGAAGCAGUUCAGCAAGUCGGGGGAGCUGAGCAUGAACCUGCUGCGGCACGAGGACCGGCCCCAGCGCCGCAGCUCCGUGAAGAAGAUCGAGAAGAUGAAGGAGAAGAGGCAGGCCAAGUACUCCGAGAACAAGCUCAAGUGCACGAAGGCCCGGAAUGACUAUCUGCUCAACCUGGCGGCCACCAACGCGGCCAUCAGCAAGUACUACAUCCAUGACGUGUCCGACCUCUUAGACUGCUGUGACCUGGGCUUUCACGCCAGCCUGGCACGCACCUUCCGUACCUACCUCUCGGCCGAGUACAACCUGGAGACAUCAAGGCACGAGGGCCUGGAUGUCAUUGAGAACGCCGUGGACGGGCUGGACUCACGCAGCGACAAGCACACGGUCAUGGACAUGUGCAACCAGGUCUUCUGUCCGCCCCUCAAGUUCGAGUUCCAGCCCCACAUGGGGGACGAGGUGUGCCAGGUCAGCGCCCAGCAGCCCGUGCAGACAGAGCUUCUCACGCGCUACCACCAGCUGCAGUCUCGGCUGGCCACUCUCAAGAUCGAGAACGAGGAGGUGAGGAAGACACUGGACGCCACCAUGCAGACGCUGCAGGACAUGCUGACCGUGGAGGACUUUGAUGUCUCGGACGCCUUCCAGCACAGCCGCUCCACCGAGUCGGUGAAGUCAGCCGCUUCUGAGACCUACAUGAGCAAGACCAACAUCGCCAAGAGGAGGGCCAACCAGCAGGAGACCGAGAUGUUCUAUUUCACGAAGUUCAAGGAGUACGUGAACGGCAGCAACCUCAUCACCAAGCUACAGGCCAAGCACGACCUGCUCAAGCAGACGCUGGGCGAAGGGGAGAGAGCAGAAUGUGGCACGACCAGUAGAAGAGAUGGACGGCUUAGGCUGCCCCACUUUCCUUGGCUGAGCUGCUCUCCUGCCCCCCACUUUGUACCCCACCCAGCACUUCAAGGAAGAAGAAAUGCUCGAACCAGGAACCAGGACUCAGGACAAGCCAUACCUCUCGUGGUGGAAAGCUGUAUCCGGUACAUCAACUUAUAUGGUCUGCAGCAGCAAGGCAUCUUCCGAGUGCCUGGGUCUCAGGUUGAAGUCAACGACAUCAAAAACUCCUUCGAGAGAGGUGAAGACCCCCUGGUGGAUGACCAAAACGAACGUGAUAUCAAUUCAGUGGCUGGUGUUCUGAAGCUGUACUUUCGAGGACUGGAGAACCCACUCUUUCCUAAGGAAAGGUUUCAGGACUUGAUAUCCACCAUCAAGCUGGAGAGCCCGGCCGAGCGAGUGCACCACAUCCAGCAGAUCCUUGUCACGCUGCCCCGCGUGGUGCUCGUGGUCAUGCGGUACCUCUUCGCUUUCCUCAACCACCUCUCGCAGUACAGUGACGAGAACAUGAUGGACCCCUACAACCUGGCCAUCUGCUUCGGGCCCACCCUCAUGCACAUCCCCGAUGGCCAGGACCCUGUGUCCUGCCAGGCACAUGUUAACGAGGUCAUCAAGACCAUCAUCACCCACCACGAAGCUAUCUUCCCCGGCCCCCGUGAGCUGGAGGGGCCUGUGUACGAGAAGUGCAUGGCAGGCGGUGAGGAGUACUGUGACAGCCCUCACAGCGAGCCAGGGACCAUUGAUGAGGUUGACCACGACAACGGCACUGAGCCCCACACCAGUGAUGAAGAGGUGGAGCAGAUAGAGGCCAUCGCCAAGUUUGACUAUGUGGGCCGCUCCCCGCGUGAGCUGUCCUUCAAGAAGGGAGCCUCCCUGCUCUUAUACCACCGCGCCUCUGAGGACUGGUGGGAGGGCCGCCACAACGGCGUGGAUGGACUCAUCCCUCACCAAUACAUUGUGGUCCAGGACAUGGACGAUGCCUUCUCUGACAGCCUGAGCCAGAAGGCGGACAGCGAGGCGAGCAGCGGCCCCCUGCUGGACGACAAGGCCUCCUCCAAGAAUGACCUGCAGUCCCCCACAGAGCACCUGCCCGACUAUGGCUUCGGGGGGGUCAUGGGCCGGGUGCGGCUGCGAUCUGACGGAGCCGCCAUCCCCAGGCGCCGGAGUGGGGGUGACACGCACAGCCCUCCACGGGGCCUGGGCCCCGGCAUAGACACGCCGCCCAGGGCCGCCGCCUGCCCCAGCAGCCCCCACAAAGUCCCCCUCAUCCGGGGGCGCAUGGAGAGCCCCGAGAAGCGCAGGAUGGCGACGUUUGGCAGUGCGGGCAGCAUCAACGACCCGGACAAGAAGGCCGCGUCCACCUGCGGCUCCACCCGGCACAGCAGCCUGGGGGACCACAAGUCCCUGGAGGCCGAGGCCCUGGCAGAAGACAUUGAGAAGACCAUGAGCACCGCCCUGCACGAGCUGCGGGAGCUGGAGCGGCAGAACACGGCCAAGCAGGCCCCGGAUGUGGUGCUGGACACGCUGGAGCCCCUCAAACACCCGGGGGGCCCCGCCAGCUCCGAGCCCGCCAGCCCCCUGCACACCAUCGUCAUCCGGGACCCCGAUGCCGCCAUGCGCCGCAGCAGCAGCUCAUCAGCCGAGAUGAUGACCACCUUCAAGCCCGCGCUGUCGGCCCGCCUGGCCGGCGCCCAGCUACGCCCGCCACCCACCAGGCCCCUGCGGCCCUCGGCCCAGCACCGCUCCAGUAGCAGCAGCAGCUCAGGAGUGGGCAGCCCGGCUGUCACCCCCACCGAGAAGGUGUUCCCCAACAGUUCCACCGACAAGUCAGGCACCAUGUGACCCGGGGGCUCGGCCCCAGGGGGCCCCAGGAUGGCCACCACGGCCACCGCUACUUCCCGGCCAGGCCUUCCUUCCCGGGAGAUGCCCCCAGCCAGGGAGCUGGGCCUGGGACUCCUCGGCAGGUGCUCCAGGUCAGCUAUGUGGACCACACCGGCCGGCCUCGGGGAUGGUGAUCGAAGGCCCCUGGGGGCACCUGCCCACACACAUCACUGGAAAAUGCCCUGUGAUCCUGGCUCCCCCGGGGGACCCGCAUGUGCAGCCCCCGCGUCCAUCUGUGGGCUCGUGUGUGUACAUAUAUUUAUGCAUCUGUACACAGCCCGACCAGGACGCCAGUGUACAUAGGAUCCCCUCUCUCCUUUUUAUGAAACUCACUUAGAUUUACCUCAGACCUGGGCCACCACCGCACACCUCGCGCUGAAGUCACUCUGGGAGCUGCAGGGACUGCUGGGGAGAGCCUGGAGGCCCGAUGUGACCACAAAUGAACGAAGCAAUAUACCACCCGCCUGCGGAGAACUUGGGGCCCACACAGGCCAGCCCCCUCCCCACUAUCCCUCUCCAGAAGUCGUGGCCUUCCGGAACAGUCUGCCCCCUACAAGGACAGGGUGGACCCUAGACCCCGCAGGCUUCUCCUCGAGGUGGGGGCCCCUCACCUGAGCCCUUCUGCCACCCCCAGAGGCCCUGCCUUCUCCAACCCCCCCCCCCAAAAAAUAAAAAGCUUAGGAGGACUUUGGUGAGAAGAGCCCAGACCUGGGCCUCCUCCUGAGGGCACUGGAGGUGGGUGUGUGAAGCAGAGCCCCCUCCUCAGCACAGUGAAGUGUGGGAUUGGCAAGGCAAACACAGAGCAUAGUGGGGGUGGGGGUACCUCUCCAAACCUAGGGAUGCUGUAGGAAUAAAUCUGUAGUGACUAUAGAGGCAUAACACACACCAUUGUCAAACAUUUAAUUUUGUCUUUUUCCUCUUUCUACUAAUGAUCCCUGUCGGCUCUGGACGUAAACAGACCAGAAGGCUGCUGGCUACCCCACCGCUUUCUUUUAGUUUAAAAUCCAGCCAUGGGGCCAGUUCAGAUCAGGGACCCCCAAGGCCUGUCCCCAGCACUUCCGCUCCCAGGGAGGGAGAGUCGAGUUCCUGCAGGUGAAGCGCUCCCCUCUCCUUCCUCCCUGCUUGCUUCAGUGCUGCCCAGGCCUCUGGCCCAGGAGUGUGGGGGGAGAGCAGGGGCGCAGACCCCCACAGUGUGAGCAAGUCUUGAGUCUCCUGAUCUCUUCACUUCCAGGAAAGGGCUGUUUCUGGCUCAAGGAAUGUGGGUGAACCCCCUCCCCAUGGGGGCCACUGUGACUGACUGACCCCCUUUUUCCUCCAUGUUGGGGUGUGUCUCCAAGGCUGUGAGGGGUGAGGGUGGGGGGCAUGGGUCCUGAACCACCACGGAGGAGCUGAGGAACUCGGGCAUCACGAUCCCUUCCCAGGGGCUGCUCUACAGAGCGAGAUAGCAGGCCUCAAUGCUGAGGGAGCCAGCUAUGUAAACUAGACAGCACUGUGCCAACCAGUCGCUAUUACUAUUAUUAUUAUUGUGUCUUUUAGACAAAAAAAAAUAAAAAUAAUGAUCAUCAUCCAGGGCCUUCCUUGGGAAGACUCCCAAUGGCGUCUGAGAAGUGGGGUUUCCUGCCAGCUACUGGAACUCAGGCCCACAGCUCAGAUGCCCCUUAAUGCUUGAACCCCCCCCCUCCCCGCUGCCACUUGAGCCCAGUUCUCCCCUCACCUCUGACUCUCCAGCAAAAGGGAGCUGCUCCCCUGGCCCCACCCCUCAGGGAGAGCAGGUAGUGGCCUCAGUUCCCAGGGCUGGCAGAGGGAAAGGAAGAAUCUAGAAAGGGGCACACAGAGAGCGUCAGGGAGAGGCAGGACCAACCUGAACUGGUGCCUGUCAACUCCCAGAAAAGACUGAGGCUUGGAGGCAGGCAGGAGCCAACUGGGUCAGGACCACAGGAGGACAAGGCCUCUUCCAGCUCAGGAAAGGUAGCGGGAGACCUGGCCAGGCUGGCUGCCCUGGCUGUGGGUCACCCUUCUUCAGGAUACACUGCCUCCCACCGGCACCAGGCCCUCUCUCUGCCAGCCCCAAGGUGCCCCCCAGACCUUAACUUCAGCCGCUUCCCAUGCAGACACAGACACUGGACCUGGGCUGCUCUGCCCAUCAGCCCUUGUGGGUUCUCCCCCAACCUGGUAACUUCUUCCUUAUUCUCCAUAUGCUGAGACCUGCCCAGAGGUGGGCCCUUCCCUGUCCUCUUCCAGAUCCUGCUUGCCCUUUAGAAAAGCAACUGAUAGACCCAGGCCUAGGGAAUGUCCCACCCCACUCACCCUCUGAGCCUGGAUGCAGAACCAAAGGGAAAAAGACACCCCUUUCCCGCCCCCCACCCCCCAGCCCUCCCUCCUCCGACUCUGCAUGUGCCUGCCGCCUGUCGCCCAACGUCCAGUACCCUGCCUGUGUUAGUCCACUCUGUAACGCCCUCGCUCUUACAGUGCUGGAAGGUGACUGUUCAGAUGUGAAGCUGUAGUCGGUUCAUUUAUUUUUUUGAAGGCUCCAUUUCAGUGGUAGCUGAGGCCACUUACCAGAACUUUGCACCCCGUAGACAUAGAUUAGGGUAACAAAACAAAACAAAAAACCCACAUUUCCAGAAACCCAACUGUACCCGAGUGGGGGGAACGUAGUCACCCAGCUAGUUGUCCUCAGUGUGACCAGUUGUACCCGGAGCCGUGUCACGCCAUUUCUCAGAGCUCUGCUGACCAAGGUGGUCGAUGAGAAUGGGCAUUUUUAUCUUUGCUUUUUCCCCUUGGCUUCUCAGAAUGAUUUCUUUUCUUACCCCUGGAGUUCACCCUGAGGUGACCAAUGUCCCAUCUAUUUUAGGACUGAACCAGCCAGCGAGUUCAUUUAAAAACUGGCCAAAGACACUUCAUUCCUGGUCCAGUUUCCCGCGGCCCCAUGGAGACCUUUCUCUUCCUCCUCCUCCUCCGAGAAGAUUGAGAACAAGCUGUGCUUCCUGCCCUUCUCUCUAUCUCUCUCUUUCUCUCUCCCUCCUUCCCCUCCUUCCUUCUAGGAGAGCUGCUCUGAGCUGUGGGAAUCUAUGAAAAAUUCUUGCCUUUCCUUGUUUUCAGUGCUAACGAUUUCUCACCUUGAAGCGCCUUUUUUGAACCCUGGGUAGAGUGCAUGAGCGGCAGAGUUGUGAGCUUGGGAAUUGGACCCGGGAGGCUGGCCUGGCUGAGGGGCCAGGAGGACAGACAGAUUCCCAAGGGAGGACGGAGAGAGCCAAGUGGGCAAACACCAGGGAGGCAGCAGGGAAGCAGUGCUUAGCGAUCUGCCUUAUAGACUCUUAAACCCCAGCUCCUGGCACCCUCGAGGAGCCUCUGCCUUGUCCCUUAUUGGGUCUGUUUCUUCCUCAUCCAGGAGGCUGGAUGUGGAGGAGGACUUCCUGGAGGAGGACUUCCUGGGAGUGGUAGGUCCUGACCACCUGAGGAUGAGAGGGAUGGUUCUUCCUCUCUGUCUCUCCCUCCCUGACUUUCCACACCUCUGGAUGGUUCUGUGCUCACUGGAGCAAAUGCCUCUCUGGAGAUACCUGGGAGGCAGCAUGGUGGGCUGGCAGCCCUGUUGGCAGGCUCUGGGGGCAGAAGGAUGGAAGGGGUGAGGCUGGGUGUUGCUUGGCUGAGUCUCUGCUAUGCAGAGCCAAGGUAGCCAUUUCCUGCCCUCUUCCUCUUCUUGGGGGGGGACUCCUGAGCAGCAGCCUAGAGAACCCCCACUUCCCUGAAGUUGGGACACAGUCACUCUCUGGCCCUGUGGGACUGGAUGCCACUUGUUGCCCUUGUUUCUGUGUGACCUGUCCCAGGCAAGUCACACAGCUGUCCCGGGAGCCCGAGCGGCCAGCUGUCUUGGCCCUCCCGGGAAGGACGCUGCUCAGAAUGAUGUUUACACGGUUUGGCGUAGGUGCGGGUCUGAUUGCAUCAGGUGGCUGGUCAACUUCCUUCUCCUUUGGUUUCCUUCCUCCCCAACUGUGUCAGGAAAAAAGAAAAGGAAAAAAAAACUAUAUAUAAAAUAUAUAUAAAUGAGCCCAGUCUAGGGAAUUGCUGGUUGCCUGUCCCCUUUAGUCCCUCCCCAGCCCCUCCCCUUCUGGACCUCAGUCUCCCACCCCCACCCUAGUCCGUCUGUCUGUCUGUCCUAUAGAGUGUCUGGAACCUUUGUUGCGUAUUCUGACGGUGCCUGCUGGUUUGACGUGGAGCUAGCUAUCCUGUGAAAUAAAACAGCUUAACUUUU
Molecule: messenger RNA, 8488 nt
Organism: Erinaceus europaeus (western European hedgehog)
Lineage: Eukaryota; Metazoa; Chordata; Mammalia; Eulipotyphla; Erinaceidae
Gene: SRGAP3
Product: SLIT-ROBO Rho GTPase activating protein 3
Exons: 24
Coding region: 904-4197 (1097 amino acids)
Biological process (GO): negative regulation of cell migration; signal transduction
Cellular component (GO): cytoplasm
Molecular function (GO): protein binding
Source: RefSeq, a predicted model, not a curated record